Molecule: messenger RNA, 1717 nt
Organism: Anopheles funestus (African malaria mosquito)
Lineage: Eukaryota; Metazoa; Arthropoda; Insecta; Diptera; Culicidae
Product: phenoloxidase-activating factor 2-like
Exons: 5
Coding region: 491-1591 (366 amino acids)
Biological process (GO): proteolysis
Molecular function (GO): serine-type endopeptidase activity
Source: RefSeq, a predicted model, not a curated record
GGCGUGGAGAGUAUGCCGGCUUCAAGACAUCAGUCUACGGUCGAAUGCAAAAAUAAAAAACUUCAAAUCCCUCUCAUCGUACCGAAGCAGAAACACGGGAAUAAUAAAACUAGGUUGUUCCAAAAAACAAGAAGUGCUCCGGCACUCUGUCUGGAAAGCGUGUGUCUGCUGGAACCGGUCGCAUGGAGUAGCAGCAGUUUUGUUAGUACUGCUGUUACGGCUACUACUAUUGCUGCUGGUGCUGCUGCUGCGGCCGACGUCCGAUGGGAAUGCUGUGUAGCCGAGACACAACGGCAUAUAUACACACAGCAGCUGAUAAGCCACGGUCGAUCGAAUAGCGUGAGAAAUAAGUGCAGUGUGCGUUCGGAAGUCUUACCCAGCUGGAGUGUGUUCGUUUAGUGCUGUUUGACGUUUAUGAGACAGAGCGUGGCUUGCUGCAUCGAGUGCAUCCCAUUCGUUUAAAUAUCCGAAAUACAUUGCACCCAGAUCGAUGCCGGUACGGUCGGGAUUCCUGCUGUUGCUGCUUUGGCUUCACCAACGACUUCCCGCAUCUUCACAAGCAACCGAACCUGCCACCAGACGUUGCAGUGGAGGUUUGUGCAUACUGCCGGAACUGUGUCGCCCCGUCAGCGUUAACGUGUACGAUGAGGUGCAUCUGGACUUUUUCAGCGUAUCAAGUUUCGAUCGUUCUAGCUCCGACGAAUGCCGGUUACCACAACUCAAGUGUUGCCCAUUCGAACGCAUCGUCCGUGCACCGGACACCGAAGCACCGGACGAGUCCGAGAUCGUGUGCGCGGCCCGGAACAACAACGGCAUCGGACACGUCGAGCAAAAGGAUAAAACCCGCGCCAAAUAUGGUGAGUUCCCCUGGAUGGCUUUCGUGUACACAGCGCAGCCCGAAUACGAACUGUACUUGUGCGGUGGCACACUAGUACACUCGAAAGUGGUCAUCACCAUCGCACACUGUAUCGAAAAUCGCACCAGCAGCGAACUACGCGUACGCCUGGGCGAGUGGGACCUUGAGCAUAUGGUAGAAAUUUAUCCUCCACAAGAUCGAGCCGUCAUUGCAAGCGUUACGCAUCCUCAAUUCUACAGUGAGCUACUGCUGAACGAUAUCGCUAUUCUUUUCCUGGACGAACAUGUUGACUUUACUGAGGUCGUCGGAAUAGCCUGUUUGCCGCCGCAGAACGCUAACUUCGAUCACAAGCGCUGUCUUUUCACCGGUUGGGGAGAAGAUGAGCGUGGACGGAACUCUUCCGUUCUCAAGCGUACAAAGCUGCCCAUCGUGCCGAAUGGCCAUUGCCAGCGGGUAUUACGUCGCCAUUUGCUAAACCGAAGCUUCCGGCUACACCAUGGCUUCCUGUGUGCUGGCGGCGAGUCCGGUAAGGAUGCGUGCCGCGGUGACGGUGGAUCGCCACUAGUCUGCCCCAUACCAGAGUCAGAGAACCAGUACUACGUGGUCGGAUUGGUUGCAUUCGGGUACGAGUGUGGUACGCAAGGUGUGCCGGGAGUGUACGUCAAUAUUCCUCACUAUCGCGACUGGAUCGAUGGGGAAAUCGAAAAGAUGUAUCAUGUUGAUAUCUUCGUUUAGGCCUGCGACCCUUCAUAGGUUAACCUUCCUUCUAGUUUUACGCAUCCGUAUGCUUUAGUCAGCAGUAAACUUGCUCUUAAAAACACGUCUUUAGAAAAUAAACUGUUCGUACUUACAACGCUAAAA